Messenger RNA from Hyalella azteca, 1282 nucleotides. Its product is annotated as zinc finger and BTB domain-containing protein 32-like. NCBI's taxonomy places the organism in Eukaryota, Metazoa, Arthropoda, Malacostraca, Amphipoda, Hyalellidae. The transcript has 2 exons. The record is from RefSeq and is a predicted model, not a curated record. Bases 33 to 464 code for a protein of 143 amino acids. Gene Ontology annotation, cellular component: nucleus.
GUGUUUCGGGUAUUUAGUUCGUUAUCAUCAAGAUGGAAUUGACUUCACUUUUGAGGCUCCAUGUGAAACUCCCCGGGCCGCACCAGGAGUUCGACGAAAGUCUACAAUGGUUUACGCAGACGUCACACGCUCCUCUUCGGGUCGACAACUCAACACAUGCACUCUCGAGCUCAUUGGCCGCUGCUGCCGGCGCUUACAAACGCCGUCAUCGCACGAAACCCGGAACCUGCGUACCUGUAGUGCCUUUCGAUCAGCUGCCCAAUGUAGGCCCAAUAUCCCACGAGAACCCCUUCCGGUGCCCAGUAUGUGGUAUGGAUUUCUUUGACAAGACUCGCUUCAGGAGCCAUUACAUGGUUCACACUGGAGAGCAACCAUACGCGUGUCAUCUUUGCCCCUUCAAGGCGAGACAGUCUUGUAACCUCAAGCGGCACGUCAGAGAAAAACAUGAACUCUACUCCUUGUAGCUGUUCCUCACUCUAGAUAGUCGUUUAAAUAUAUAGGAAUGAAUUUAAGACAGCGAAUGUUGAGUUGCAUUCUCAAGUUUUGGUCGUAAUUUCAGUGUUUUAUUAGACAUUUGUUAACUUUCUAUUGUAUCGAUAUGUAGCCUGCCACUUGUUUGUGUUGAAUGUAAAUAACUUGAUUGCGAUCCAGAGUAAUUUUUAAGGACUGGAAAGUUUUUAAUGUACGUAUAUCUAUCGAUACUAAUCACAAAUUGUAUUAGGGGUAAAAGUUUGGAUGUGUUUUCAACAAGUUAUUCAAAAUAGCAGCGUUAUAGGCAGAGAUUAUCAAACCAGUGAAGAACACCAUGACUUGAUUGUACAUUUUAUUUGCGAGUUUCGAUUCUUAUCCUGCACCUCUUAGUUGUUGAAAGUAAGUUUCCAAGGUUACUUACGCUACGAAAUUGAACAAUAUUUUGUAACUAUAGGUAUUACUUCUAUAGGCUGUUUCUUCUGUUAAGAUGCCUGGAAAUCUUGAAAAAUUUCGCUUUGUGCCUUAUUCACACAUAAAUAAGUGUUUUUAGAAUAGAAUUCUGGUGAAAUAGUAUCAGAUGCACUAAGAAAAUAGUUUCAGGUCUUGGAUGAACUAUCUAUGCCUCUUUUCGAAGUUUCUUAUAUUCUCAUUUUGUCCUCAUUUUUUUAUUUCUUAUGUGUUUACGAUUAGGCCUAAAUUUAAGUAGUUUGUGCUAAACUUGUAUGAAAUUUAGUUUUUAGCCUUUAUGUAAUUAUUAACGUGACGAAUGCGAUGAUUUACGGUACCAUGUGAGUGAACUUCAGUUAUUGUC